Girardinichthys multiradiatus is the source of this 2288-nucleotide messenger RNA. RefSeq names its product hsFATP2a_ACSVL_like domain-containing protein. NCBI's taxonomy places the organism in Eukaryota, Metazoa, Chordata, Actinopteri, Cyprinodontiformes, Goodeidae. The coding region runs from base 189 to 2051 and encodes 620 amino acids. Gene Ontology annotation, molecular function: long-chain fatty acid transmembrane transporter activity; long-chain fatty acid-CoA ligase activity. The transcript has 10 exons. The record is from RefSeq and is a predicted model, not a curated record.
ACUGCAGACUGGCUGUGGGAAAAAAUGCCGAUCUGGCAACUGGAACCAUCUCCGGAAUGAAGGAGGGUUCUGAGGGACCGGCGCCGCCCUGAACCAAACACAUGAACUUUGUCACAUUUCUGUUUUGCACAGACAGUCUGAGCUGUUCCCAGCUGUUCUGACGGCUUGUUGUGCGGGUCCCUGCAGAAAUGUCCAUGUGGUUCACCGCUGUGGUCGGUCUGGCCAUCCUGGUCUAUGUAUACAUCAGAACUUUUUUCCCGUACUUCUACGUUGACCUCGCCAAUAUCCUGAGGACCCUCAAGCUGAGUUUCAAACUGGCUAAGUACAGGAGAUGCAAACCCUUUUACAGCAUCGUGGACUGCUUCUUGGACGCAGUGAGGAGACAUCCCACCAAGAUCUUCAUCCACUUCGAGGGGCGCUCAUAUUCCUACGGAGAGAUGGACAAGCAGAGCAAUAAGGCGGCCAGAGCUCUGCAGGCUGAAGCCCGACUGAAGGAGGGGGACACGGUGGCCUUGUUUCUGCCAAACGAGCCCGCCUACGUGUGGAUCUGGCUCGGUUUGACCAAGCUUGGUUGCCCGGCUGCUCUGCUGAACUUCAACAUCAGAUCCAAGUCCCUGCUGCACUGCUUCUCCUGCUGCGGGGCCAAAGUUCUUGUCGUAUCUCCAGAGCUGCUGGAUGCUGUGGAGGAGGUGCUGCCGACGCUCAGAGAGCAGGGAAUCCGCGUCUUCCUCCUGUCUGACAGCUGCAGCGUUGAAGGCAUCACCCCUUUGUCUGACAAGAUCGCUGAAGCCUCAGACAAGCCGAUGCCCCCGGAGCUGAGGGCCAACAUUCGGUACCGGAGUACCGCUCUUUACAUCUACACAUCCGGCACCACGGGCUUGCCUAAAGCAGCUGUUGUCACCCAUGAGAGGGUGUGGGUCGCCUCCUUCGUCCAGGCAGUGUGUGGAAUCACAUCAGAGGACAUCUUCUACAUCAACUUGCCUCUGUAUCACAGCGCAGGCUGCCUCAUUGGGAUGGUCGGAGGCAUCGAGAGAGGUCUUACUCUUGUCCUGAGGAGGAAGUUCUCGGCCUCUCAGUUCUGGGACGACUGCAGGAAGUAUAACGUAACAGUGAUGCAGUACAUCGGUGAGACGCUGCGCUAUCUCUGCAACUCGCCAAAGAAAGAAAACGAGAAGAACCACAAAGUUCGAAUCGCCAUUGGGAAUGGAGUCCGAAGCGAUGUUUGGACCGAGUUCCUGAAUCGAUUUGGGGACAUUAAGGUCAGAGAGCUGUAUGCUGCCACAGAGGGGAACAUCGGCUUCAUCAAUUACACGUCCAAGAUCGGUGCAGUGGGACGGGUUAAUUUAUUGAACAGGUUUUUCUUACCUUACACGCUGAUCAAGUUUGACAUUGAGAAGGAGGAGCCGGUCAGAAACUCAGAGGGUCUGUGCAUUGAAGCAAAAACGGGUGAAACUGGGCUCUUAGUUGGAAAGAUAACUCGGCGGUCUCCUUUUGUCGGUUAUGCCGGCAACAAGCAGCAGACCGAGAAGAAAAGGCUGUACAAUGUCAUGGAAAAAGGCGACCUGUACUUCAACACAGGCGACCUGCUUAUGUUCGACCAUGAGAACUUUGUGUAUUUUCAGGACCGAGUUGGAGACACGUUCAGAUGGAAAGGGGAAAACGUCGCCACUUCGGAGGUUGCAGACAUCCUCACUGUGGCAAAUUGCGUCUUAGAAGCAAAUGUUUACGGUGUUAAGAUAGAAGGUCAUGAGGGGCGGAUCGGCAUGGCAGCCAUCACUUUGAGAGAAGGAGAAACCUUUGACUCUGCAGACGUCUACAAGGAGGUUGUCUCCUACCUGCCGGCCUACGCGAGACCCAGAUUCCUCAGGAUUCAGCCGUCCCUGGAGGUGACUGGAACGUUUAAGAUGAAGAAGGUGAAGCUGGUGGAGGAGGGAUUCAGCCCUGCUCUCAUUAAGGACCCGUUAUACUUCCUGGAUCCAGACCAAAAGACCUACGUCCCUCUGACAGAAGAGAUCUACAGCGCCAUCGCUUCGGGGAAAAUCAAACUCUAACAGAAAUUUGACUCUGAAGUGACUUUUUGUUUUUUUUAAUUGAAGGCAUAACUUCUCAUUCAUGGACCUUAACAAUCAGCUAAUCUCAGGGACAAACUUUGACGCAGUACUUCUUGUUAAAAUAGCUUUUUUACUAACACUUACUGUACACCUCUACAGAUGUUUUAAUUUAUCAUCCUGACGAUGUCUGAAUCAGUUUUUAAAUACAUCCCUACAAUAAAAAAUAUUCCCAUCUGC